CUCGUCGGGGUGUUUGGCAGCGCUCCCUGAACUGCAACAACACGGACGACGGGCACGUGUACUGUGCCGCCAUGGGCGAGUCCACCGUCUCCUUGGACAGCACGCUCAGGUCAGGAAAGAGCCGCAGCAGCUACCGGGCUUACGCACUCUGGAGGGAGGAGUCGGGCCAGAAGCCCAGCGUCUCAUCCGGAACGGCCAAAGGGCACACCGAUCUCGACGGGCCUCUCUUCCACAGAAGUGGCUCCAAGGCAGAUGACUCCGACUCGGACAGCGAGCUGUCGUUGGACGAGAACAGCUCCUCCUACGCCUCGUCGCACUCGUCGGACAGCGAGGACGACGACAUGGACGUCAAGCCCAAGUGGAACAACGAGAGGCAGCCGGCUCACAGCACGCCUAAAGUAUCCAAUCACGUGACGCCGUACUGGCCGACGGACGCCGCCACGGCCAGCGACAGCGAGGAGCCCGGCGCUCCGGAGCGCCUGCGUGUGGAGACCAAAGUGAAUGUGGAGCUCCACCCGGAGAGCAAGAUCAACCACAUCGGGGACCGGGACAGGCUCGAGACUUCCCCUCAGGACCAAGACAAGCACGUGGCCGGAAACACUAAGGAGGCAAUGAUGCCCGCCGGUCAGACCAAUAGCAACCACCAGCCUGAACAGAGAAAAGGGAUCCUGAAGAACAAGAUCACCUACCCGCCCCCUCUGACCGACAAGAACAUGAAGAACCGUCUACGGGAGAAGCUGAGCGACUACAAUUCGCCCACCAUCACCUCGCCACCGCCAAACUACAACAUGGCCACCUCCCCGUCCCCGACGUCGGUCAACAUCAUGGCGCCGUCGUCCCGCCGGCCCUCGCUGGCCUCCAGCGACGGCGGUCGCCCCGGCAACAACGGGUCGCUGGUCAAACCGCCCUGGCGAUGCACUUGAAGUCGGCGACGGUCAACGGCACAGACUCAGAGGACAUCCAGACCAGCCCACCGUUAUGAGAGGAGGAGACCGGACCCCCGGGAGAGACCCACGAGUCCGGAGAUCAGUAUUAACCCAGUCGAAGGAAAGAAGGAAUGAUAAAGGGAACAAGAGGGAGGAGGAGGAUGGAACCCGGAGUGCCAAAUGCAUCAAAGGAAUAAAAAGGGGGGGGCGGGGAAGCAGAGACUCGAAAGUUGAAGACGCCCCCCUUGGAAUGUAUUGCAAGUGUGACUGGUAGGAAACACGUUGGUACAUUAGUCCCAUAGGAUUUCAAAGAAGGCAAAAAAAAAAGUGCUCCUUUUGUUUUACUUUUGAACUCGGAGAAAAGCUCUCAAAUUUGGUGAAAAGAUGGCGGAAAAGCAUCUACUUUUUUUUUUUUUUUGAAUCAAACUUGAACAAUCAGGAGAUGAGCAUUGAGGCCUCCCAAAUGCGUUUUAUGUUGAGAAGAAAGAGCACUAACGGAAGGAUGGAAACACUGAAGCACUAUAAAGCCGUUUUUCACAUUUAUCGUGAAGAUUCUCGAUGGAAUUCUCCAGUUGGAAGACCAGAAUCCACCUCGCAGCUACUCUUUAAGUUAUGUUUACCACUCACAAGGGUGCCUUCGUCUUGUUUCCGCCUGUGUGAUCAAUAUUGUUUAAUACGUGGUUAUUUUUGUAACGUUGGGACACUGGAAAUGUUUUGUAACAUAAUGUAUAUUUAUUUUUUACGGUUCUAAGACACUGGAGUUAAGUCUGACAAAUUAAAGAUGUUGACUUUGUA
Molecule: messenger RNA, 1721 nt
Organism: Hippocampus comes (tiger tail seahorse)
Lineage: Eukaryota; Metazoa; Chordata; Actinopteri; Syngnathiformes; Syngnathidae
Product: cadherin EGF LAG seven-pass G-type receptor 1-like
Exons: 6
Coding region: 72-923 (283 amino acids)
Source: RefSeq, a predicted model, not a curated record